Messenger RNA from Hemibagrus wyckioides, 1669 nucleotides. It is a transcript of the gene nsg2, whose product is annotated as neuronal vesicle trafficking associated 2. Gene Ontology annotation, biological process: G protein-coupled dopamine receptor signaling pathway; clathrin coat assembly; endosomal transport. Gene Ontology annotation, molecular function: clathrin light chain binding. The coding region runs from base 294 to 848 and encodes 184 amino acids. Gene Ontology annotation, cellular component: endosome; membrane. NCBI's taxonomy places the organism in Eukaryota, Metazoa, Chordata, Actinopteri, Siluriformes, Bagridae. The record is from RefSeq and is a predicted model, not a curated record. The transcript has 5 exons.
AAAGCUUCGUUCAUUGCUCUAUCCUGUGGUCAAAACAUCAGAUUAAAGGUGCACUUGGACAAAAACACCGUGCAGCUUUCCUCUGGAUCCCUCUAGCGGCGUCGCCUCGGUUGUGCGCGAGCUGCUGGAGAGACGCUGUGCGGCUGGAGCGUUUCCCCGGAGCGAAGUCUCUUACCUCCUCCAUACUGCCUCCUUCCUCUACACAUCUGCGCGUGCACGUCUCCGCCCGACUGCGUUGAACUGAAAGACGGCUGGUUUUUCGGCCUGUGAAAAAGGGAAAUAAUUGAAUAAAGAUGGUUAAACUUGGGAGUAAUCUCCAGGACAAAGGGAUAAAAGCGGUGAGCGUUGAAGAUGGAUUUCAAACUGUUCCCCUUAUCACGCCCUUGGAUGUUACUAAUCUUCAUUGCCAAGCUCCAGACAAGGUUGUGGUAAAGACACGGACUGAGUACCAGACAGAGCAGAAGAACAAGGCCAAGAUCAAGGUGCCUAAAGUGGAGGAGUACACCAUAAGCUUUACUGAUGGGGUGUCAGAGAGACUGAAGGUCACCAUCCUAAUUGUCCUGGCUUUGGCGUUUCUUGCCUGCAUAGUGUUCUUGGUGGUGUACAAGGCAUUCACUUAUGACCACACCUGCCCAGAUGGCUUUGUGUACAAGCACAAGCGAUGCAUCCCAGCCUCCCUGGAGGCCUACUACACCGCACAGGAUGCUCACUCUCGCGGCCGCUUCUACACAGUGAUCAGCCACUACAGCAGCAUGGCUAAGCAGACCAUGUCACGCUCUGUGUCACCGUGGCUUCCAAAUGGCAAUGUCCAGCACGAUGACAAACCACCUAAUACUGUCAGCCAGUGAGGCUGCUAAUGCUGAUUCUCCAGUGGCCAUGUCUGCUUUUCCCCAUCUGACUUAACACUCUUCUCCAUUUCUACUCUACUAUUGAAUUUUUUUUAUUCAUCUAGUUCAUUUGUAUGAGUUAUUUAUUUAAGACUACCUGUAUUGUACAAUUUCUGGUUUUAUCGUAUUUAAUAUCAGUUAGUUAUUUGUACAAAGGCUUGCGUCUGUGACGCAUGUCGAAAGUAAAGGUCUCAUAAGAAACCAUGUAGAUUCAUGACUGUCUGAUUCAUUGUAAAAGGCAUGUUGCAGAUACUGUAUGGGAUUUUUUUGUGCUUUGUUUCCAAGCAUACUGUUUCUGUGGUUUUAUGUCCAGACUGGGGUAUAUAAAUAAUAAUAAUAUUAAUAAUAAUAAAAAAAGAAAGAAAAUCAUAUAUUGAUGAUAAAAUACAAGGUAAAUGUGUGUUAUGGUUCCUCCUUUUGAGCCUAAGUGUAAAUAGCCCAUGAGAAGUAAGAUCCAGUGUCUGUGUUGCCAUAGGGGACGUUGUAAGUUUAUUACUGUUUCUAAUUAGAAGCCUUUUGGAGCUUUGUGUUUCACUUUAGCUAACAGUCGAUGAUCAGUCUGAGGAGGAUGAUCCAGGGACAAAAUACCCAGUGCUCUGGGAUGUAAAGUCCCUGAUUGCUGUGUUUAGUCAUAGAUCUGUGUCAUUAUUGCUUUUCUUAUUAUUUGCUGUCAGGAAAAAAAGAAAACUUGUGCUGAAUCCAUGGUUAAUAUGUAGCAAAGCCUUGAAUAUUUCAUUCUGUAGCCUUCAGGUUUAAAACAAUAAAGAUAUUAUAACACACUG